AUGGAAGGGCCUUGGCAGUGCGAGCGGCGGGUGGUGGGCCUGGAGAACAGCGGGAACACGUGCUACUGCAACGCCGUGCUGCAGGUCUUGUUCUCCGCGCGGCAGUUCUGUCUCUGGUUUCUCCACAACGCCGCAAACCGGCGGUUUUCCGCGGAAGUUCGUUCGCGCUUUCGGGGGCGACUUUGCGCAGCGUGGGUGCAGCUGCUGCGUCAGGUGUAUGGGCAGCUCCCGGCUGCGCGCGCCGCGCCGCGCCUCAACUGCAGUUCACUUUUGAGCAUUCUGCGUUCUGAGCACCCCGAGUUCGCGAUUAACCGUCAAAACGACGCGCACGAGUUCUUAAGAACCUUUUUAGACGGGCUUUCCGCGGAUUGCAACCGAAUUCGCCGCCCGGCCCGCAGAGUUCAACUUGAAGACCGCCCCGGCGAGCUGCUGCAGCGCGGCAGCGACCGCUUCUGGAAAGCCAGCCUUGCUGAUGAACAGUCUGUUAUUACGGACUUAUUUGCCGGCCAACAUGCAACAAUUAUAACUUGCAAAACUUGCAAAAAAGUCCGCCACCGCUUCGACAACUUCCUCGACUUGCCCGUCGAGUUCAGCCAGCAGGAGGCCCGCGGCGCAGAAACCCUCGACAAGAUGCUCGGCAAGUCCUACUCCAGCCAGGGAGAGCAGCGGGAGCUGGACUGUCCGUUUUGCAAGUCGCGGCAAGAAGCAGAAGUGCAGCAAAUUCUUUAUCGGCUGCCUUGCGAAUAUUUGGGUUUAGACCACUGCGAGAAUAGUGACUGCGAAGGCCUCCAGGUGGCGCUUCACGAGGGGCAGUUUGGAAGACAGCGCAGCCAAACGUGGCGCGGGUUUGUGAGUUUCUUCACGUGGAUGGUGUUGACUUGCAACAUGGUUCCGAUAUCAUUGGUGGUUCAAAUGGGAAUGGUGAAAGCUCUUCAAGCUUUUUUUAUUUUCAAAGACAAAGACAUGAGCAGCAACUCAGCAGCAUUUCAAAAAGAAACCAAGAUCUAUCUUCCGAGUCCUGCUGCUGCUGCUGCUGCUCCUGCAGCAGCAGCAGCAGCAGCAGCAGCAGCAGGAACGGCGCAGGGGGAUCUGGCGAGGCUCAGGGGCAACUCGUCCAAGAGCCUUUGCUCCUUCCCUCCCGCCCCUCCUGCUGCUGCUGCGCCUGCUGCUGCUGCUGCAGCAGCAGCAGCAGCAGCAGCAGCAGCAGCUAAACCCAGACAGGGCGCGUGGCCCCGCACCAGCGAUUUAAAUGAAGAACUUGGACAAGUUAAAUAUCUUUUUUCGGACAAGACGGGGACUUUGACCCAAAACUUCAUGGAAUUCAGAAAGUGCUGCAUCAAAGGGUUUUGCUACGGAAAGGGUUUGACGGACAUCAAGCGGCAGGUGCUUCACCGUCUGGGAAAGCCGGUGCCUCCCGAUCCUCCCCCACCUCCGGGCGAGCCCCAAACCCCGCACGUGCGCAUAUCUGAUGCGGCUUUGAGGGCUCAUCUCUCAAACCCUAAUCAUCCUCUCCAUUCUCACAUUGUUCUUUUCUUUUUCCACUUGGCUGUCAACCACUCCGCCAUUUGCGAAACCACCGACGACGGAGGCACCAUCUACGGGGCCAGCAGCCCCGACGAGGGGGCUUUGGUGUACGCAGCUCACCACUUUGGGGUUUCUUUUUUGGGGCGGCAGUCUGAGGGAGGACAGCAGCAGCUCUCCUGCUGCUGCAGCAGCCAGCAGCAGCAGCAGCAACAGCAGCAGCAGCAGCAGCAGCAGCAGCAACGGCGGCAGCAACGGCGGAGGCCCCAACGGCUUGAAAGGAAAAAUCAUUCUUCUCACCAAGGGAGCAGACACUGUUAUUUUGCCCCUCCUGAAACAAGUGGGCCCUGUGGAAGCAGCAGCAGCAACGGCGGCAGCAACGGCGGAGGCCCCAACGGCUUGAAAGGAAAAAUCAUUCUUCUCACCAAGGGAGCAGACACUGUUAUUUUGCCCCUCCUGAAACAAGUGGGAACUGUGGAGGAGCGCAUGGUGUCUGCAGUAGAAUUCAGGGUGGGCCCUGUGGAGGAGCGAAUGGUGUCUGCAAUGGGAAUUAGGGGCCUUGCUGCGCGCAUAUCGGGAGCAGCAGAAAGGACAGAAGCUGUGCUGCAGGCAGCAGCAGCAACAGCAAGAGACACGGAGGCUCUUGCUGCUAAGCACAACCAAAUGAAGGCAGCGGUCAGUGGGCCUGCUGCUGCUGCUGCUGCUGUUGCUGCUGCUGCUGCUGCUGCUGUUGCGAACGCCGUGCUGCUGCAGCUGCUGCUCUUUGUGCUGCAGCUGGGGCGAAUUAAGAAAAGACAUGCAGUGCUCGGCCACAGCCUCAUAAGGGCUUUAGGGCUUGUUGAAGGGUUGGCUGUCAGCCGCGGCGUCUGUGAAAGGAAUCCACGGUGUGAAGCAGCAAACGAGCAGCUGCUAGCUCAAAUCCAGGAGGAGUUUCAGUGGGCGGACUGGCAGCAGCGGAUUGACGGGCUGCGCGUGUGGCUGUCGAGCCUGCAGCAGCAGAAGCCGGAGGCCUGCAGCAGCAGCAGCAGCAGCAGCAGCAGCGAGCAGCAGCAGCCCGCGGUGGCCCCCGCGCUGCUGCGGCUGCUCACUGUCCAGGCAGAGACAAUGCAGCAGCUGCUGCAGUCUCUUGCCAACACAGAAGCAGCAGUUUCCCGUCUCCAGGCUUCUGCCCUCGCAGCUCGUUCCCGCGCAAAGUGA
Messenger RNA from Eimeria necatrix, 2718 nucleotides. Its product is annotated as ATPase 2, putative. Gene Ontology annotation, molecular function: cysteine-type deubiquitinase activity; ATPase-coupled intramembrane lipid carrier activity; nucleotide binding. The coding region runs from base 1 to 2718 and encodes 905 amino acids. Gene Ontology annotation, biological process: protein deubiquitination; phospholipid translocation. Lineage: Eukaryota; Apicomplexa; Conoidasida; Eucoccidiorida; Eimeriidae. The record is from RefSeq and is a predicted model, not a curated record. The transcript has 14 exons. Gene Ontology annotation, cellular component: plasma membrane.